AUGACCCAUCAUCCCUCCGUCAAGCCAUUUGGCUUGACGCAGGUCUACGCCCCUCCGCGCGGGGAAAUCCCCACCGUGGAUAUAGUCUUUGUCCAUGGCUUGAAUGGCCACCCCGAGAAUUCCUGGACCAGCAAGACGUCUGGCUGCUUCUGGCCCGUCGAUCUCCUACCCGAUGUCCUUGGACAGUUGCGACCGCGAAUCUUAACUUAUGGGUAUAAUGCAAACGUCGCCGCGUUCACGGAUGGCGCGUCGCGCGAUUCCAUCGUGAGCCACGCCGAAACGCUGGCGUCCUCCCUCGCCGCAAAUCGGAGUCUACGCAAUUGUCUCGAUCGACCGAUCAUCUUCGUUUGUCACUCCCUCGGCGGCCUCGUGGUCAAGCGUGCCCUCAUCUUCUCCCGCAGCUUGUCGAAUGAAAAAACCGAGCAUCUACGCUCCGUGUAUGUCUCGACGUUCGGCAUCCUUUUCCUUGGCACCCCGCACAACGGUUCGGAUGUUGCGAAAUGGGGUCUCCUGCUUCACAAGAUCUGCACGUCUGUCCUGCCCAAGAAGGUUGUGGAAGGCUCGCCACAGUUGAUCAAGGCACUCCAGACCAACAACGAGACUCUCCAACAUAUCAACAGCCUAUUCGCUGAUAUCAUGAGCCGAUUCCACAUAUAUCUCUUCCAUGAGACUCGGUCGAUGGACGUACGAGGUACACGGGAGAUCAUUGUCGACGAGGCAUCUGCUGCGCCGUACUUUGAAGGCGUCGAACGAGGCGGCAUCGAGGCCGACCACAGCCACAUGUGCAAAUUUGACGAUGAGAACUCACCCGGCUAUGAAGUGGUCGCGGAGGCCAUCCUCCGGUACUCCCGCCAGGCACCUUCCGUGAUCGCUGAUCGCUGGAUCGAAGAGCGCAAGACCCGGACGUUGGAAAAGAAGGCCAAGGCGCGCGAGAUAUACGACGGCUCGGAUGAUCCUGUGGGCCAAAGCAUGCCCGAUUUGCAAGUGCCUCCGACUGGUUACUCCGUACCAAACCUACCCCGCGAAGCUGCCACCGAUGGUCGCAAUUCUCCAGUGUCUGAUUUGGGCAAAAGUGCCGUUGUGCCGUUAUCCCGUUCUCUAAAUAACCUCCCAUCUCAAAGAGAGCCUGCGCUGUUCGUUGCACCGCCGGGGUUCCAUCCGAACGCGAUCUUUUUCGGAAUGGAGAAGGAACUGGAAGAGCUGCAUAGACGGCUAUUCAAGGCCAAAGCACGCGCGGAACGGACGAUGGCCGUCCUAAUAGCCGGUGUCCCCGGAUCUGGAAAGACACACCUUGCACGGCAGUACGUCUUUACGCAGCGCGAAUGCUAUACGGGUGGAAUAUUCUGGGUUGAUGCAAAGUCUCGCGAGUCAGCAUACAAGUGCUUCUGGGAGAUUGCGCAGGCCGCCACCCUCGUGGACCAUAAAGAGGCCGAAGACCCCAACUACCAAGAGUCCCGCACAUACGUGAAUGCCGUUCGGAACUGGCUUCAAUCACGGAAUGAGUGGCUCCUGGUUUUUGACGGAAUCACCUUCGACCACGACGACGAUAUCAAUGAUUUUCGUCCCUUCUUGCCUUGGAAUAAAAGGUGUAGUAUCAUUUAUACGUCUAUCGAUGCUACGCUGCGGAAGAAACAGAGGUUGUUCGAGCCAUAUUGUCUGUCCAUGCCUCGCUUAAAGGUUGCGGAUGCCUGCAGGCUUCUUUACAAAGAUCUUGGCAUCAGGAGACCGACGCCGGAACAAGCUUCCAAGGCUACAGAGCUGGUUGAGCAUUAUGAAUGCCUUCCUCUUGCAAUUCAUGCUAUUGGCCACCGCCUAAAUGCCACGGGAAAACCAAUUGAAAGAUACCGAGUCAAGCACCAGGUGACCGACAAGAAGCUUGCUGAACCGUUUCUGUGCAUAAUGAACGAUCUAUAUCGCCUGAAACAGCGGGAAGCCUUGAAUUUGAUCAAUCUACUUUCGUUUCUCGGUCAUCACGUCCCCGUUGGCUUGCUCAUUCUCGGAAGAUCCAUCAUGACCGCGGAGAAUGCCGAGAUCUUGUCCAGUGCUCAAUCAGGGGAGGACGCGGACCUUGACACCACGUUGGGCACAUUGAUUCACUACGGCCUCGUUGAGCGGACAUCAGAUGCAGACCUGAAUUUUCAACAAAAUGGAUCGGCGCAGACUUCAAGUGACGAAAUGCACGUCGAACCCAAAGUGACUCCCCAGUUGACCGACUCCUUCACAGAAAGUAGUGGGGAUGGAUUCUUCUCCAUUUACCGGGGCAACUCGGUGGUUGACGUGGUCAAAAUUCACAGCGUUGUGCAGGGCUUUUGCCGCGAUGAGCUCAAGAUCAAGGAUGAAGAAUACAGAGAUCUGAAGCAGAACCCGGGAUUCUACGACUCGUGGCUGGUCGUUGCUACUCGCUUCCUUUGCAGAUCUUACGAGGUGGCCAAGGAGAGGAUGGCUCACUACCAUGACUGUGGACUCGUCCGUGACUAUCGCGAAUAUGAGACUCACGCAUCUCGCCUGGUCGAGCUUUUCCCCAAGAAACCUGCAAUCGGGAACCACCCGCACGUCAUUCGCGAAGCCCGCGAGAGCUUGCGCCAGUUGAUGAAAAGUAUCAGCAGCGAGAUCGACCGCAUGUCACCCAGCUCUUCACAAGAAUCGGCUCGUAAUCAAAAGUCUGUUUUCGACCGGUCCAGCAGCUCAUCUUCAUCAUUCCCUGAAUCAUCGGCAGAUGAAGGCGGUCUUUCACGCCAGUCAACCUGGAACUGGACCGAAUCCGGCUCUAAUCGUGCAGAGUCACCAGAGGAGAUGAUGGGCCCGCCUCGGUUUAAAUUGGAGCUCUUUCCUCCUCAUAUAUUCCGACAAGCUGGCUCGGGUUCAGAGGACGGUUACGAGACUGAUGGUGAAGCGAAAGAGGCACCUCGUAUCUCUCCAGCACUCUCGCAGAUGAGUCAAAUCACGGAGAGACCGAAACAGUCCCCUCCUUCGUCAAGUCCACCCGUUCCUCGUGACGACUCGCAAGACUGGCAGCUCGUUGAGCGCCAUUCAAGGAUCCGUUCAACAGGGACAAAGAAACAGAGCAAGCGGCCACGAGGGCCUGGCAGGCUUCGUGGAGCAGCCCAACCAGAUACCCCGGUGGUUAAAGUUUCCACGGUCCAGGGAAGAGGAUCUUCCAGUCGCGUAUCUUCGGGGCAGACGGGGGGCCAGACAAGCUCGGAUAGCAUGAGCUCGUCGUCUUCAAACCCUCCGUCCAAUAGAGAGAAUUUGCCUACGUAUGCGAGCAUCGCUGCCAGGAAGAUUCUUGAGGCUACUGAGACUCUGCCGAGACGUCCAGCAUCUAUGCCAGCUUCUCGGAGUCUGGAGGUAAGUUCGGGGCUACAGAUGAAACCGUCCGUGGAGUCCCUCGACAGUCAGGCAAGCCGUGUCUUUGCGUCUCCGCUCUCUCACGAGCUGAUGUCCCAUGAAAUCAUCGCCGAGCCAUUGGCCCGAUCAACAUACAGUGAUCCAGGCCGAGAAUACAUGGGACAGUCGCUCGGAGCGUUGGAUCUGCAUACUGCUCCCACCUCCCAAAUACAAUCUCGCCGUGCUUCCAUCCAGGCCAACAUCGAGCCUGCUAUACGAGAUUUGUCUGCGAGCACUCCCUCCAUUCUUCCUUUUGGUAUCCCCAUUCGUGAAGUGUCCGCAAGCACACCUUCACUGCUUCAAUACCCUCCCCCUCUUUUACCCUAUGACCAAGAUAUUACCAUCACCAUCCCGCAUAGACGGUCGGUCCCCCAGCGCGCUCCAGGUCCGGCCUUCUCUUCUCCUAUGGCACCCGCGCCCGUGCCAGUUGCUCAUCCAUCUGCCAUCAUGCCCGGAGCUCUUCCCUUAUCUUCAAGUGCGUCCGAUUCAACAGUCGUUCAGGCCUCUGAACGUCCCGGUCCUGAAGCCCUCUCGCGUGGUUCAUCCAGUUUCUCACACCAGUCCUGGGCCACAGAGCCCGUUCGAUCCCCACCGCGCUUCUCGCCAGCCUCAAGCUUUGCGCAGCCUAACGACAUCACGCGCAGUCCAACUCCACUACUCCAGCAUCAAAGCGCAGUUUCUGGCACUAGAAUCUGGACUUCCGAUCAUGCCCUCUCAAGCAGCGCCAGUGCCAUCCAAUCUGAUAAUCUCUACCCGGUUCCACCUUCAAGCCGUCGACGACUAGGCUCAGUCGACGAGCGCCUACGAAACAUGGAUCUAGCUUGGAACCCGCAGAUUGAACCAGCACAGCUUUUGCAUUUCGGUGGACACCGUGUUGAUGUUCGCGAUGCGCGGCAGAGAUUGCAUGAAGUGGGACGACUUCAGACCCCGCGACAUAUCCCGACAUAUCAGCUUUACCAUUCCAAUAUGUCGGGACCGUUGGUUCACGAUGAUGGUCAUGUGUAUGCUCCAGCGCCGGCGCUGGAAGUUUAUGGUGUGCGUGCUAGGAGUGGGAGUUCCCCGUCGAGGCCGAAUUAUAAUGGGUUGGGUGUGCAGUUUAAUGAUCGUGUUUUUGAUUGA
Molecule: messenger RNA, 4506 nt
Organism: Penicillium daleae
Lineage: Eukaryota; Fungi; Ascomycota; Eurotiomycetes; Eurotiales; Aspergillaceae
Exons: 5
Coding region: 1-4506 (1501 amino acids)
Molecular function (GO): ADP binding
Source: RefSeq, a predicted model, not a curated record